Pocillopora verrucosa is the source of this 821-nucleotide messenger RNA. RefSeq lists its product as uncharacterized. The record is from RefSeq and is a predicted model, not a curated record. NCBI's taxonomy places the organism in Eukaryota, Metazoa, Cnidaria, Anthozoa, Scleractinia, Pocilloporidae.
GGCAGUAACAGCAAAAGGAAGAAGUCUGUCUUUUAACUCUGAGCCGCCUCAAACGCUGAAAUUACAGUUCCGGCAACUGGAGCGAGAAAGAAACACUACACCUGAAUUCAAGACAGCAUGUAUCUCCUAAUUAUUCUGUUGCAAAUAUCUCUGUUAUGGCUGAGUGCGUACUCUGAGGAGGAGAAAAGAGGUGAUGACGCAGCUUUGUUUGAUGCAGCCGUACCACCAAACGUCUUUAGAAAUACUGGGUUUGCUGGAAAUAAAGCCGGAAAAAGAGAAGUUGAAUUUGAUGCAGCCGUACCACCAAACGUCUUUAGAAAUACUGGGUUUGCUGGAAAUAAAGCCGGAAAAAGAGAAGUUGAAUUUGAUGCAGCCAUACCACCAAACGUCUUUAGAAAUACUGGGUUUGCUGGAAAUAAAGCCGGAAAAAGAGAAGUUGAAUUUGAUGCAGCCGUACCACCAAACGUCUUUAGAAAUACUGGGUUUGCUGGAAAUAAAGCCGGAAAAAGAGAAGUUGAAUUUGAUGCAGCCAUACCACCAAACGUCUUUAGAAAUACUGGGUUUGCUGGAAAUAAAGCCGGAAAAAGAGAAGUUGAAUUUGAUGCAGCCAUACCACCAAACGUCUAUAGAAAUACUGGGUUUGCGGGAAAAAAGGCUGGAAAAAGAGAACUGAGUUGAGAUUGAUGCCGUCAUUCCAUUGUCCAUCCUAAGAAAUUCCAGAUUUGGAUACAACUGUGGAAGAAUGUUAUUUGAGUUUAAGGAAGUUGUUUAAUAAUACUGAGGGAACUCGAUAAACUGGAAUUAAUUUUAAUAAUUUGUGA